Molecule: messenger RNA, 2190 nt
Organism: Chelonus insularis
Lineage: Eukaryota; Metazoa; Arthropoda; Insecta; Hymenoptera; Braconidae
Gene: Pex5
Product: peroxin 5
Exons: 4
Coding region: 246-2108 (620 amino acids)
Biological process (GO): protein import into peroxisome matrix, docking
Cellular component (GO): peroxisomal membrane; cytosol
Molecular function (GO): protein binding
Source: RefSeq, a predicted model, not a curated record
CUCGAAAAAAUGUCUAGAGCAGUCUAGAGUCCAUGUGAUUAAGUCAGAAAGACAUCAGAAUAUUACGUUAUAAAUUUAUUAUUAUAAUUCAGUCUUGAGCAAUGUAUGUGCUAUUGAGUCUUUGAAAAAAUGAAGUUGAAACAUAAAUUAAAACGAACCUCUUAAGGAGUUUAAUACCUACAUGACUGUUGUACUAUUAAAUAUUGACUUUAUAGAAUACUAUUUAUUUUUGAAGUCACAGAACGAUGGCUUUAAGAGAAUUAGUUGAAGGCGAUUGCGGUGGACCAAGUCCAUUUACUACAUUUACUUCACAUCUAGUUCAAGAUAGAGGUUUUCGAGAAGAGGGUCUAGGUCAAUCACAAUUGAUUCCAUUUCAAGAUGCUACUUCAGACCAAUUGGUUGAUGAAUUUCUCGAUAGCAGAGCCAAUCCUGUUCCUCAAACCUUUAAAAUGAAAGAUAUCUUCCAAGAGAUCAAUGAAAUUGAUCAAAGUCUUCAUCCUCCGAUUUCUCCUUAUCAUCCAGUGCCUAUGCCUACGGAAAGUCGUGCUUUGAGUCAAGAUUCAGAAUGGACAAAUCAGUUUCUAGAAAAUAAACCAGAUUUUUAUGAACAGAACACUGAUAGAAUUUGGUCAGAAAAUCAUUUACCUCCACGACCAAUAUCACAAGAAAACAGUAAUGAAUUUGGUCUUGGACAAACUUGGGCAGAAGAUUAUAUUGAACAAACUUUGGAAACUGGAACGGAUGAAAUUCGAGCACUUGAUUCUUUUUCAAAUCCAAAGCAAGAUGAUCCACGAGCAGCCUAUUCAAAAUUUAUGAAAUUUAUGAACCAAGAAAAUGAGCAACUUGGUGAAGGUCUGCAACAUCCUGUGUCAUUGAAUAUAAAUUCAAAAUGGGCUCAAGAAUUUUCCGAUCAGAAAAAUGUUGAAGAUCAAUCUUCAGAUGAUGUAAAAAAUGACGAUGUUUUAAAUAAAAAUGAAGAUGAUUUAUUAAGUGCUGGAUGGUUAAAUGAAUUCUUCGACAAUCCUUCAGGUUCAGAAGCUCAUGAAUCUGCAUUUUGGUCUCGUCUUCAAGAUGAGUGGGAUAAAAUAUCUAAUAAACAAGUGGUAGAUUCACAUCCAUGGAUAUCUGAAUAUGAAAGUUAUUACGAUCCAUUCAAAGAUUAUAAAUUCAGCGAAGAUAAUCCAAUGAAAGAUUCAGUUGAUGCAUUAGAACAAGGUAGAAGAAGACUAGAAGCUGGAGACUUACCAAGUGCUGUAUUGUGUUUUGAGGCAGCUGUUCAACAAGAUGCUGAAAAUUCUGAAGCUUGGUUAUUAUUAGGAAAAACUCAAGCCGAAAAUGAACAAGAUCCUGCAGCUAUUGCAGCUUUGAAAAAAUGCUUGACUCUUGACCCAUCAAAUUCAACAGCUUUAAUGACAUUAGCAGUAGCGUACACGAAUGAGUCAUAUCAAAAUCAAGCUUGUUUAACUUUAAAAGAAUGGCUGAUGAAGAAUGAAAAAUAUAAUCAUCUCUUAGUUAAUAAUGCUGGAGGUGAAACAACAACUUUGAAAUCAAGCGUAUCUACAAUUUUGUUUAAUAGUGUCCAUAAUGAAGUAAAAGAUCUUUUUAUUCAGGCUGCAAGGAUGAAUCCAACCAAUGAGAUUGAUACUGAUGUUCAAAUAGGUUUAGGCGUCCUUUUCAAUUUAUCCAGUGAAUAUGAUAAAGCAGCUGAUUGUUUUCGAGCAGCUCUACAAGUUUGUCCGGAUGAUUCUAGAUUGUGGAAUAGACUUGGAGCCUCAUUAGCUAACGGUCAAAGAUCUGAAGAAGCUGUUGAUGCUUAUUCCAGAGCAUUGGAAUUAUCUCCUGGAUUUAUUAGAGCUCGUUAUAAUUUAGGGAUUUCCUGUAUUAAUCUUGGAGCAUAUAAAGAAGCUGCAGAACACUUAUUAACGGCUUUAAAUCAACAAGCAGCUGGAAAAGGUAUUGACGGUCAGAGUCCACCACCUCGAGCUAUGUCUGAGUGUAUUUGGUCGACAUUAAGACUAGUUAUUUCGUUAAUGCAUAAAUAUCAGCUGAGCGAAGCUGUUGAAGUGAGAGAUCUAGCAAAGUUAAACAGGGAAUUCGAAAUGGUAUAAAUAACGUUUAGAAAAAAAAUUAACAAAUGAAAAAAAGUUAUAUUAGAACUGUUGAUUGCAUCAACCUGUUGUUGAAUCUAAA